Miniopterus natalensis is the source of this 3010-nucleotide messenger RNA. RefSeq names its product DDB1 and CUL4 associated factor 4 (gene DCAF4). The record is from RefSeq and is a predicted model, not a curated record. Gene Ontology annotation, molecular function: protein binding. Lineage: Eukaryota; Metazoa; Chordata; Mammalia; Chiroptera; Miniopteridae. Gene Ontology annotation, cellular component: Cul4-RING E3 ubiquitin ligase complex.
AUUUUCAGAGUGUAUCACUAUUGAAAUGCUAUUCACAGCAAAGCUUUAGAGGAGCAGAAAUGCAUAAAAGCAGCUGGAAAAGUAGAAGACACGGAAGAAGGAGCCAGCGGCAGAAUCCUAGGCUCAGACAACAUGGUUCUGACGAGAGGUGUAGCACACGGGCUCAGCAGAGCCCACAGGAUUAUGUCCACAUCCACAACCACAACGAUGGGGAGGUCCCGUCGACUUCAUCCAACACAGCUGGGAGUUCCUCUGUGCCAGAUCUACCAGGGUAUUACUUUGACCCUGAAAAGAAUCGGUACUUCCGCUUGCUGCCUGGACAUAACAACUGCAACCCACUCACAAAGGAGGGCAUCCAGCAGAAGGAAAUGGAGCACAAAAGGCUGCAGCUGCUAGAGGAAGAGAACAAGCAGAAAAAGAAAAUAACCAGGAUGGGAUUGAAUGCAUCUUCCUUGCUACAAAAAAGCAAGCUGGGUUUUCUCAAUGCCACCACUUACUGCCGUUUAGCCCAUGAGCUGCGAGUGAGCUGCAUGCAGAGGAAAAAAGUUCAGAUUCAUAGCUCGGAUCCCUCUGCUUUGGCAAGCGACCGAUUUAACUUCAUACUGGCGGAUACCAACAGUGACCGGCUCUUCACAGUGAAUGAUGUUAAAGUUGGAGGCUCCAAGUACGGCAUCAUCAGCCUGCACGGUCUGCAGACCCCCACACUCAGGGUGCAUAUGCACGAGAACCUCUACUUCACCUACCGGAAGGUGAACUCUGUGUGCUGGGCCUCGCUGAAUCACCUGGAUUCUCACAUUCUGCUUUGCCUCAUGGGAAUAGCGGAGACGCCAGGCUGUGCCACCCUGCUCCCAGCGUCACUGUUCGUCAAUAGUCAUCCAGCAGGAGACCGACCUGGCAUGCUCUGCAGUUUCCGGAUCCCUGGGGCCUGGUCCUGUGCGUGGUCCUCGAACAUCCAGGCAAAUAACUGCUUCAGUACAGGCUUGUCUCGGUGGGUCCUGGUGACCAAUGUGGUGACGGGACACCGGCAGUCAUUUGGGACCAGCAGUGACGUCUUGGCCCAGCAGUUUGCUGUCAUGACUCCUUUGCUGUUUAAUGGCUGUCGCUCUGGGGAGAUCUUUGCCAUUGAUAUUCGUUGUCGAAAUCAGGGCAAGAACUGGAAGGCCACCCGCCUGUUCCACGACUCAGCAGUGACCUCUGUGCAAAUCCUCCAAGAAGAGCAGUACCUGAUGGCCUCUGACAUGGCUGGAACGAUCAAGCUGUGGGACCUGAGGACCACUAAGUGUAUCAGGCAGUAUGAAGGUCACGUGAACGAGUACGCCCUCCUGCCCCUGCACGUGCAUGAAGAAGAAGGAAUCGUGGUGGCCGUGGGCCAGGACUGCUACACGAGAAUCUGGAGCCUCCACGAUACCCACCUGCUCAGAACCAUACCCUCCCCACACCCCACCUCCAAGACCAACAUUCCCAGUGUGGCCUUCUCUUCUCGGUUUGGAGGCAUCCAGGGAGCGCCGGGGCUGCUCAUGGCUGUCCAGCAGGACCUUUACUAUUUCCCCUACAGCUAAUUCUGCAGGGAGCAGCCCGGAGGAAGGUGGAUUUGACUGAAGGGAGUGAAGAGUAGCCAUACCUCUGCCAUAAUUGCUGUUUCCAAUGAAGGCAUUUUAAAUGGAUGCUCUGUGUAUACAGAUGUCAUCCACCCAGCUGCUGGAGAGAAAGAAGGUGCUGUUUUAUGUGGAGACACUUUAGUAAAGUUAUUUCAGUUAAGUUGUGGGCUCAGAGUGCUUCAAAGUCCUUUUCAUAAAAGGUACCUAUUUCCUUUUGUUAAAUUCCUUAGAAUAGUCCCUUCUCCCCUUUUAUAAAACAAAAAAUACUUUUUAUAAUUGCUGAAGAUGGACAAUAACUAAAUUAAAGCUUCUUUCACCAAAAGCCUCUUCAAGAAGCCUAAUGAUGAGACUGGGCGAGACUGUUAGGGUAGUCAGUGCCUGGGUCCCAGGAAGUCAUGCAUCUCUGUACCUGAGGAGGCCAGCUGGAGAGAAGGGAAAGAGGGAAGUCAUUCCUCUGAGUUUCUAGGGAAAGAUUUAAGGCUGAGUUUGGAGUCAUCUAACUGGCCUUCUUACAUUCAAUAUCAGGAGCAAAUGUUCUGGAUUCUCAUCGUUCAUAGGCAUUGGAUAGAAAGAUGGAUCGUUUCAGAAGCUAGAGGUUCUAAGCCGGCCAUGGCACACCUUUGGUUGAGGCACCCUCCAGGAUGGUAGGUACAGCAGCUCCUGCUUCUAUCAUGGUGAUUGGAAUGUUAGAUUCAAGGGCCACAUCUCAAGGAAAAUGGACUGUGACUUCACAGUCUAAGAGAAGCAAUCUGUGAGAUGUUUAUACCAAGUGUUAAAGAGCUUGUCUUUCUACCAGACAAUAAACCAGAAAGAACCAUGGUAUGAUGCAUUGACUUUAAUGAUUUAGACCACGGUGCUUGGCUGCUGUAGGAACAAACCAGCUGCAGUAAUGUCUACUUAAAUCUUGGGUGAGGAAAAAAGAAUGGUAGAGACUGGGACCAGCCUUAAUAGCUUUGCUGGGGAGCUUCCGUUUGCCCCUCCAGACCCACCUGUGUGCCCUUUACACCUGCUCUGUGUUCCCCAAGUUGACCUCUGGACUACCUCAGUGGCUCCCUAGCCCUGGUGGGCACAGCCAGUGGGACCUACCAGUAGGAAUGCAGAGGGCAGGAGAGUGAAGUGGGAUUGUUAGUCCCAGGCUCCCCUCCUGCUGGGCUGUGGGGGACUGUGGCUGUGUUCCGCCACCCAAGGCUACAGCUUGCCUUGGAACACAGCUCUCUCUGGGUUCCAGUACCUUCUAUCUGUCCCUUCAGACCUACAGCUGGUAACUGUACCUCAGUGUUGCUAGCCCAGAAUGCUUCACCAGUUAAACUCUCUUCAGUUACCCCCUUGAGUGUUACAUCUGUUUCCUGCCAGAACUCAAACUGAUUCAACUUAAUGUACAGAGAACCAAAUAAAUUUUAAAAAGAUGAGAA